This is a messenger RNA of Rotaria sp. Silwood1, 818 nucleotides long. Lineage: Eukaryota; Metazoa; Rotifera; Eurotatoria; Philodinida; Philodinidae. The record is from the annotation of a GenBank genome assembly.
AUGAAUUUCGGCGUAGACAAAGAUAGUUCAUUAAUUGAUACAUCAGUGUUACCAAAUGAUAUAUUUACAUGUGUGGAUGAUGAUUUUUUUUCUAUUGUUAAAGCAUCAGCCGGUGAUUCAGUAUUCAAUAUUUUACGGAUACACCUAAUUAAUUCGGUAAGAAAACUGUUAUCUACACCUGAUGUAUUCGCAUUUUUUCAAAUUGAAUCUGAAGAAACAGAUAAAAUAAAAGCUGAAUCUUGUUUUAAAUCUAAAACUGGACAAUAUUUUGUUAAACCCGGUAUUCAAACCAGUUUAUCAUAUUUAAUCAAAUUAUUAAACCAGAAGCUAAAAGAAGAAUUAACACUAAAUGAAAAUAAAGAAACUCGAGAUACAUUUAUAUCUAACGAGUUUAUUGACAAGCAUCCGCUUUUAAAAUCUUUACUUAGAUGCUAUCAACAAAAUGACUCGGAAAACAACAACAAAGCAAAUAGAUACACUGAAUCAAUUAAAAAAUUUGCCAUAUGCUUAUACAUUUUCGGUGGUAAACAAUGCUAUGAGUUCGUUCGUUUAAAUAUGCCUGGUAGUAUACCGCAUUUGUCAACACUUGGUGAUUUAAUUAAUAAAUCGAAUAUGACUUUAACUGAGGCAGAAUUUAAAUUUGACUCACUUCAAAAGUUUCAAUCAGGUUUUGGAUUUUGUUCUGAAGGUACUACUGGUGUCAUUCCUAAAGUUGAAUACGAUUCGUCGACAAACUCAUUCAUUGGAUUUACAACACCAAUUGUUGAUGGUAUUCCAUUGACGAAACAUUAUCAAGCUGAUACAUUUGAUGAUUUUAA